AUGAUCCAUAUAAUGUUCCUUUUCACGUGUUUGGUGGUCUGUAUUACCAGCCAUCAAAUUGACAGGAUGCACAACACUUUGGUAGAUGACAUGGAAAUAGAGAGGCAAUUAAAAGUGAUUAACAAAGUUCCUAUCAAAAGUAUUCAUACAGAAUUUGGUUACAUCGUUGAUUGCAUUGAUAUUAAUAAUCAACCUGCCUUUAGUCAUCCUUUGCUAAUGAAUCAUACGUUGCAGAGACAUCCGAAACAUCCGAGCUUUCAAACUACAAAUAAUACGAAAAUAUCAACUACUAAGGCUAUAUUUGGCCUUCAAAAAAACCGAUGUCCAACCGGAAGUGUUCCUAUUAAAAGAACAACCAAAGAUGAUUUAAUUCGAGGAAAAUCAUAUUUCAAUAAUGGUUUGGUUGAUCAAAUCCAUGGUAACCAUUACGCAGAAGUUAUAUCAAAUCCACAUAAUUAUAAAUCCUAUAAUGGAGUUUCUGGAACAACCAGUGUUUAUAAUUUGAAUGUUAAAAAUGAUCAAUCAAGUUCAGCUGUGAUAUAUAUUCGAAAUGGACCGGAUAGCACAAGCUAUAUAGGCAUGGGAUGGCAUAUAGCUCCAGAGUUGUACAACGAUCAUGACACUCAUUUAUAUGCAGUAUGGACGGCAGAUAAUUUCAAGAAUACUGGAUGUUUCAAUGUACAAUGUCCAGGAUUUGUACAAACUAGUAAAGAAGACUAUCUUGGUGGAAAAAUUGGGAGCACGUCUGUUUAUGGUGGAGCAAUGGUUGAAAUGACAUUAUCUAUUUCUCAGGAUCCUGAAACAAAAAACUGGGUGUUAUCUAAUGAAAAAGAGAAGUUAGGAUAUUAUCCAGCAUCAUUAUUUCCGAACAUGGGAGAAGCCCAUCAAGUAGGAUGGGGUGGUAGAACAUCUACCCGUAAAGGUGGUCCUAGUCCUCAAAUGGGUUCUGGAUAUUUUCCCGAUAACGUAUUUACUCAUGCAAGUUAUUUUAGAGAUGUUUCAUUUCAAGUUGAAUCCAGGGGAAGCAUUUUCCCCUUUGUAAAAGAUGUAGAUGCAGUUGCUGACAAGCGUAACUGUUUUUUUGCUGAAUUCUAUGGAUUACAAGCGGAAACUGGAUAUGCUCUCCAAUUUGGAGGACCAGGUGGUGAUUGUGGAGAUUAA
Messenger RNA from Lathyrus sativus (Indian pea), 1161 nucleotides. The record is from the annotation of a GenBank genome assembly. NCBI's taxonomy places the organism in Eukaryota, Viridiplantae, Streptophyta, Magnoliopsida, Fabales, Fabaceae.